CUACAAUCGCUGCUUCCUGGUUACGAGGGCGAACAGGAGAGGAAAGCACUCAGGUCUUAUUUGACUAACCAUUUCGAACAGAUUUAUUUGAAAUCUGCGGCGUAGACUUUUAAAUAAAUCUUCAGACAUAAUCAAGCGUUGAUGACACGACGGCACUCAUGAUAACAUAAAAGGCCGACGCUGCGCUUGGUGAAAGAUGGCACAUUGAACGCGCCACGUCACUGGACGGAACCCCGGAACUUAGAAGAACCCCGCCGUGGCACUCCAAGUGGCAAAAUAGUGACAUUUUGUCGUUUCCCUCGCUUUUGUUUGCUGAUACAUAUUUGUCGGGUGAUAUUCACCUACCUGAGUCAACUGUUCCAAAAUGACGGCGUCCAACUGGGGUCUCAUCAUGAACGUGGUCAACAGCAUCGUUGGCGUGAGCGUGCUUACCAUGCCAUUCUGCUUUAAACAGUGUGGAAUCGUGCUGGGAACGCUCCUGUUGUUCCUUUGCUCCUGGAUGACCCACAAGUCAUGCAUGUUCUUGGUUCACACAGCGAGCAAUACAAAGCGAAGGACCUAUGCUGGAUUAGCUUUCCACGCUUAUGGAAAACCAGGAAAAACACUAGUGGAGACUAGCAUGAUAGGCUUGAUGUUGGGGACCUGCAUUGCCUUCUAUGUGGUCAUUGCAGAUUUGGGCUCCAAUUUCUUUGCUCAGCUGUUGGGUUUACAGGUGACGGGCAGUUUUCGUGUGGUCCUGCUGAUUGCUGUUUCACUCUUUAUCGUUCUUCCUCUGAGUUUGCAGAGGAACAUGAUGUCAUCCAUUCAGUCCUUCUCAGCGAUGGCACUCAUGUUUUACACAUUCUUUAUGUUCACGAUGGUGCUGUCUUCAUUCAAACACGGGCUGCUCAGUGGCUGGUGGCUAGGGCAGGUCAAUGUGGUGCGCUGGGAGGGGGUGUUUCGCUGUCUCCCCAUCUGUGGGAUGGCCUUCGCCUGUCAGUCUCAGGUGCUGCCGACUUACGAUAGCCUGGACGAGCCGUCCGUCAAACGCAUGAGCACCAUCUUCACCUCAGCCCUCAACGUAGUCACAGUCUUCUACAUCACUGUGGGUUUCUUUGGCUACGUCAGCUUCACAGAGAACAUUGCGGGCAAUGUGUUGAUGAACUUCCCUUCCAACUUGGUGACAGAGGUCAUCCGGGUGGGCUUCAUGAUGUCCGUAGCCGUCGGCUUCCCGAUGAUGAUCUUACCGUGUCGCCAGGCUAUCAACACCAUGCUCUUUGAGCAGCAGCAAAAAGAUGGGACAUUUGCUGCCGGUGGAUAUAUGCCGCCUCUACGCUUCAAGAUGAUCACCCUCAGCAUUGUGUUUGGCACCAUGCUGGGAGGCAUUCUCAUACCAAACGUGGAAACCAUUCUGGGGCUAACUGGGGCCACCAUGGGUAGCCUUAUUUGCUUCAUAUGCCCCGCCCUCAUCUACAGGAAGAUCCAAAAGAAUGGCAUAAUCGCUAAGUUGGUGCUUUGCGUGGGUCUUGGCAUCCUUCUUAUCAGCACCUUCACCACUCUAUCCAUCUCAACUCAGGACCCCGUCACCAAAGUUCAAGCUCCACCCCCUCCAGCACCUGACAAGAACAGCAUACCACUACAAGACAUCAUUGAACUGCAUGAGAAUCUUCCAAACAUGAAACCACUAGACAUGGGACAACCAAACCUUCAGGCAGCGAAUGAGCCACAACCUAACAAAAGGCAGCCGGUCGAACCUCCACAGAUUAAAGUACCAGAAGGACUACCUGACGACAAGAAGGAGGAAGAAGUUCAGUUGGACCGUCCUGAUGCUGGUGUCGCUGUGCCAGAGGCAGAAGCCCACCGCCAUGAGCCACCUAUCCCACAUGAUGAGGUCCAGAUAGAUACCAGAAAGAACAUUGCAGAGUUAGAGGAAGAGAAGCAAAAAGUGGAGAAAGAGCAGAAAAGAAGCGAAGAGCAAGGUGGAGAUCAGCCUGUUGCUAAAGGAGAGGAGAGUGCGGAAAAUGUACUCAAGCCAGCCGCAGUGGUUGUGAAGAAAGACGAAGUGGACCUGGGUGGUGGUGAAGUGCGGUCCAACGAAGUGCUUGAGAAGGUGGUCGAAGAAGCAGUGAAGAAUCAAGACGUUGUCCCCAUGAAAAAUGUUGAGAAGCAAGAUGUUGUGAAAGACCCAGUGGCCGCUCACGCCAAUGAAGAUUCGGUGGAGCAAGUACAGAAAGUGGACAAAUCUGCCGAGGCUGCUGGGAAACCGCCACCUGCCGCUGAAGAAGCCCCAGUCGCUGACAGCAAAGAUGCUGGAGAUGAGAAGAUGGACGUGAUAAAAAAGCUGGUUGCAGAAGGCCAGCUGGACCACGCAGUACUGCUGCAGGUCAUCAAAGAGCAGCAAGAGCAACAGAAAAGACUUCUUGACCAGCAGGAGAAGCUUUUGGCAGUCAUAGAAGAGCAGCAUAAGGAAAUCCACCAAAAGCAGCCAGGUGACCUCCAGGAGCAUGCGGAGGAGGUAGACGGAGGAGCUGCGAAACCCCGAGACGCAGGCCUGGGCUCAGAUGUGCAGCAACCCGAAGAAGCAGCAGGAGUCGAGCCUGCGGAUGUUAAGAAUCCAGUUCAAGUUGCAGACAAAGGAGCCGAGGUAGUAAAGUUAGUUCUUCCAGCACCUUACAAAGAAAACAACCCCGCAGAGUCCCAUCAGCAGAGUGAACUCGGAGCCAGAGGAGUGCCGUUAAUAAGGAAUAUACCUGAGGUCCAUCUGCCGGUAGCUCAAAAUGAGCCUGUGGCGAAAGUGCAAAAUGAGGAGCACAAAAUAGAUGAUGAAAAAGACAAAAUGGAGAAUAAGGCCCAGGCCAAACUGGAACAGCUUGAGAAGAAGGAGGAAGAGGUAGAGUUGGAGAAACAAAGAGCAGAAAGAGAAAGAUUAGAAAAAGAACAGCAGGAGAAGGAGGAAAAGGAAAAGCUGGCUGAGGAGCAGGAGAAGGAGGAAAAGGAAAAGCUAGCUAAGGAGCGGGAGAACGAGGAAAAGGAAAAGCUGGCUAAGGAGCGGGAGAACGAGGAAAAGGAAAAGCUGGCUAAGGAGCGGGAGAACGAGGAAAAGGAAAAGCUGGCUAAGGAGCGGGAAAAGGAGGAAAAGGAAAAGCUGGCUAAGGAGCAGGAACGAGCUCAGAGAGAGAAAAUAGAGAAAGAAGUGCAGGCCCGGGUAGAAAAGGAACGACUUGAGAGGGAGAAGCGAGAGAAACUGGAGAAAGAGAAGGCACAAAAGGAGAAAUUAGCCCAGGAGAAGGCUGCCGAGGAGAGACGCCAACAGAUUGAAAAAGUAGACAGCGCUUUGGUGGACAGGAAAGAAAAAGAGGCUCAGCUUGAGAAAGCUGUUGAAGCCCAAAAGGGCGGCAACGCCGCGCAAGGGGAUCUGGGAGAAGAGGGCGAAGCUUUGAAGAAAGGAGGACGAGACCUCAAACAGAAAGUUGCCGCUCAGGCAGACCCAGGAGAAGACGGCAAAGACGGGCCCGUCAAAGCCCAGGCUGGCCCUGGAGGCUCCCGCGAGAAUGCCAGGGACGAGGGAGAGCUGGAUCUAAGGCGGAGGCGAAGGGCUCUGGGACGCGGCCGAGACGCGGAAGCUCCAGAAAGGCCAGAUGUGCCCAGGGGCGUGCACGGGCUGGAGCCCCUCCUGGAGCUGGGGGGGCCCGACCUGCACGUAGCCCUGGAGGAGAAGCUGCUAGCGGGGGCAAUGGUGCACUCACGGCAGAUUAAGCAGACCUCAGAGGAUCAAGAGAUCAAAUAGCACACAUCACUAACACAUUCACUUCACUUCUACCUGUGCAGCCUCCAAAUACAGCGAGACCAUGAAGUUGUUGCCUUAGAUUCACUUGCCUUCAGAAUUGUUACAAAGAAAUACAGUGGUCCCUUAUGAUAUGAGGUAAAUUUAUUCUGUGACCAUAACAUAAUACAAUGUAAACAGUUAGUGCAUCAUAGCUAUUUAUUGCAACUCAUUCUAAUGUGCUUGACUUCACCCCUUCUAGCAGUACAAUACAAUCAAGAAGACAAAAGUGGCACUUUCAGUUUAUUUUUUUGCAAAAGAAAAAAAAAAAUCCAUGAGCAUUAUUUAUAUUUUAUGUUUACUGGUUGUGUUCAUAUACAGUAAUGUUUGCUUGAAGUGUUUGACAUUUUGCAUAAUGGCAUUAAGCGGAAUGGAAAACGAUGUCUAAUUCUCAUUUGUGCUAGUUUGGAAAGACCGUAAACCAGCUGACAUUUGAAGCUUCUUUUUUAAAAGUGAGAUGAAUUCACUUCUGAUGUUUUCCCACAAGUCAAAGCAAAUAAGUGUAAUUGGAAAAAAAAAAAAAAAAAAAACACAUGUUCAGUGCUGUCUAAAAGUAUUUGCGCCCCUGCAAUUCUGUCAGAUAAUGCUCAAUUUCUCCCAGAAAAUGAUUGCAAUUACAAAUGUUUUGGUAGUAAUAUCUUCAUUUAUUUUACUUGCAAUGAAAAAACCCAAAAGAAAAAAAAAAUCAUUAAUCAUUUUACACAAAACUCCAAAAAUGAAUAUUUUACCAAGCCAAAUACUUGGUAGCCCAACCCUUACACAAAAUAACUGCGAACAACCGCUUCUGGUAUCCAUCAAUAAGUUUUUUACAAUGCUCUGCUGGAAUUCUAGACCAUGCUUCUUUGGCCAACGGCUCCAGGUCUCUGAGAUUUGAAGGGUGCCUUCUCCAAACUGCCAUUUUCAGAUCUCUCCACACAUGUUCUAUGGGAUUCAUGUCUGGACUCAUUGCUGACCACUACGGAAGUCUCCAGUGCUUUCUCUCAAACCAUUUUGUAGUACUUUUUGAAGUGUGUUUUGGGUCAUUGUCCUGCUGGAAGACCCGUGACCUCUGAGGGAGACCCAUCUUUCUCACACUGGGCCCUACAUUAUACUGCAAUUUUUUUUGUUAGUCUUCAUGCACACCAUCAAGCAGUCCAGUGCCAGAGGUAGCAAAGUACCCUCAAAACAUCAGGGAACCUCCGCCAUGUUUGACUGUGGGGACCGUGUUCUUUUCUUUGAAGGCCUCGUUUUUUCCCUGUAAACUCCAUGUGGAUGCCUUUUCCCAAGAAGCUCUACUUUUCUCUCAUCUGACCAGAGAACAUUCUUCCAAAACGUUUUUGUCUUUCUCAGGUAAGUUUUCACAAACUCCAGCCUGGGUUUUUCAUGUCUCUGGGUCAGAAGUGAGGCCUUCCUGGGUAUCCUGCAAUAGAGUCCCUUUUCAUUCAGACGCCUACGGAUAGUAUGGGUUGACACUGUUUUACCCUCGGACUACAGGACAGCUUGAACUUGUGUGGAUGUUAGUCGAGGUUCUCUAUGCACCAUCAGCACAAUCUUUUGUUGAAAUCUCUCGUCAAUUUUUCUUUUUCGUCCACAUCUAGGGAGGUUGGUCACAGUGCCAUGGGCUUUACACUUAUUGAUGACACUGCGCACGGUAGACAAAGGAACAUUCAGGUCUUUGGAGAUGGACUUGUAGCCUUGAGAUUGCCCCUGCUUCCUCACAAUUUUGCUUCUCAAAUCUUCACAGUUCUUUAGUCUUCCUUUCCCAUGCUCAAUGUCGUACACACAAGGACGCAGGACAGAGGUUGAGUCAAAUUUAAUCCAUUUUAACUGGCUGCAGGUGUUAUUUAGCUAUUGCCACCACCUGUUACGUGCCUCAGGUAAGUAACAGGUGCUGUUAAUUACACAAAUUACAGAAGCAUCACAUGAUUUUUCAAAGGGUGCCAAUACUUUUGUCUGGCCCAGUUUUGUGUAAAGUGAUGAUUGAAUUUUUUUCCCAUUCUCUUUUGUGUUUUUUCAUUGUAAGAAAAAUAAAUGAAAAUAUUACUAUCAAAGCAUUUGUAACUGCAAUCACUUUCUGGGAAAAAUUGAGCAUUAUCUGACAGAAUUGCAGGGGUGCAAAUACUUUUGGCCAGCACUGUACAUCCUGUCAUUCGUAUCUCAAGGUACCACUGUAAAAAGCUCACCAAAGGAUAAGUGUACUGAGCGUAUGGAUUCACGAUGGACCUAAAAUGUUUUUUCCUUCACACCAACCAAUGUUAAAAUAUGAGGGCUGUUGGGGCUUAAACGUCUCUUGCAAAUUUAGCCGUUCAGCUUCUUGCUUGAUUGCUGCAAUUUGUGCAAAAAAUGCACAUUCAACGGUUUAGAAACGUUUAGGUUCAUCCUGAAAAUACAUCCAACAGUUCAAUCUUGCUAACUUUUUGAGUUGCAUGUAUUGCUUCGCAGCAAAGAAUUGUACAUACUAAAUUAUUUUUUUGUUCUACUGGGAAGAAUUUGAGUAAAUGCAUUGUUCAAAUGUACAUAAAUCUUUGCAAAUAACUAUUUAGGAUGGACUAUAUCCGAAUGUCAUUUCCCCCCCCCCCCCAAGCCAAAUUUAGCUUUGAGCAGUCGUUUCAGAAUUUUUCUCUAAAGUGGAAGUGUAAAUAUUGUAAUACUUGAUCAGAUGACAUGUUUCUAUACUUUUAAUUUUUGAGACUGUUGAAAAUAAUGCUGGAGCUGCCUUUUAAUUUUUUUUUUUUUUUUUUUUUUUUUUUUAAUUCUGUUUAAUGAAGAUACUUUACCUGUGACUGAAGAUAGUCGUCCUCUUUUCUCCUUUUAUUUCUGUGCCUUGUCAACCAUGUCCAGCAGUGUUAUUGUAAGGGGUAUUUUGACAAUAGAUGUACAGUAAUAUAUUGAAAAAGCAACAGUAUUGUACCAAAAAUCUUGUGCAAAUUACUUUGUCAGCACUGCAGCACAUUUGUCAAUUUUGUAUAGAGGUAUUUUUGGACUAUUUUUACAUUUACUGUGAUUGUGUGUCUGAUAAUAAAGGUUAAAAGGCUCGAUCACAACAGUGGAAGUCCGUUUAGUUGGUGUAUUCAUUUUCUGUAGGACUUGAGAUUUGAACCCAAAUUUAAAAAACUGGGACACGUGCACGUUUCUAAAGCACUUUAAUACCAUGGAAAUAAUGUAUAAAUAUUUACAUUUGUCAUAAAUAGCACACAACACUUUUCGAGUGUGUCAUAAAACUCAUUCAAUAGCUUCCCAGUCAAAGUUGUGAAUUCUCAGAAUUGUUCAUGACGUUUUCCUCUCAGUCGACUUCACAAGUUGCAUCCUUAGAGCCAUAUUUGUAUGUUCCAUUCAUUUUGAGGUUUUCUUGGCCUGUCACAAAAGAGACGUAUCUUAAGGAUGGCCAGCUAUGCAAGUAAAUGUAUCUACGGAACAAUUGUUACUUACAGCAUUUGCAAAGCAUGUCUUCAGGGCUGCAAAUUCUUUAGCACAGUGAUCCUUCUUCAAUUCCUGUCUGUUAGUUGUGGUAGCUACCACACAUUUACCAUAAAUGGUUGCCUAAAUUAUAAAAACACAGAAAAAUAGUUAAAUAGUAAUGUCACCUAGUUUAGAAUGAAAUAAGAAUAAAAACGAUUGUUCACGGAAAUGUUACCUCUUCGGCACAUUGUGCAAAAUAUUCUGGAAAACGUCUUAAUUUCUCCCGACUGCGAUGCCACACGUUUGACCCAGACAUGGCGUUAUUAAGUAAACAGCAAUAUUAUCUAAAUUAGAAAAUAUUAUGAGCUCAAGGGUUCCAUAAAGCUAGUUAACACCUUCGUUUUUAAUGCGUCAAGCGUUGCUUUCAAAGUUGGAUAAA
This is a messenger RNA of Corythoichthys intestinalis (scribbled pipefish), 7619 nucleotides long. It is a transcript of the gene slc38a10, whose product is annotated as solute carrier family 38 member 10. Lineage: Eukaryota; Metazoa; Chordata; Actinopteri; Syngnathiformes; Syngnathidae. Gene Ontology annotation, biological process: amino acid transmembrane transport. Gene Ontology annotation, molecular function: L-amino acid transmembrane transporter activity. Bases 365 to 3766 code for a protein of 1133 amino acids. The transcript has 18 exons. The record is from RefSeq and is a predicted model, not a curated record.